Besnoitia besnoiti is the source of this 1452-nucleotide messenger RNA. RefSeq lists its product as uncharacterized. Gene Ontology annotation, molecular function: calmodulin binding; calcium/calmodulin-dependent protein kinase activity; calcium-dependent protein serine/threonine kinase activity. Gene Ontology annotation, cellular component: nucleus; cytoplasm. Gene Ontology annotation, biological process: peptidyl-serine phosphorylation; intracellular signal transduction; protein autophosphorylation. The coding region runs from base 1 to 1452 and encodes 483 amino acids. The transcript has a single exon. NCBI's taxonomy places the organism in Eukaryota, Apicomplexa, Conoidasida, Eucoccidiorida, Sarcocystidae. The record is from RefSeq and is a predicted model, not a curated record.
AUGAAGGCAGGCACUGUAUUUGCUGUUCUUGCCAUCUGCGCAUUCCGAGCUUACACCGAUGGCUUAUCGCUAGGGUUAGCACGCUCCGUGAGCGCAGCCUACGCAACCAAUGUUGUUCAACUGCUCAGGAGGCUUCGCAAAGUGCGAAGACAUGGCGAAAAGGUGGUUUUGUCUCAGUCGUGUUCCACGAAACCACCUCAUCCAACAGAGCCAGGGAAUCCUUCGUUUCUGUCGCUGUCGACGGGAGUGAGAACGUCAACCACCUUAAUUGGCGUCUUCCGGUUUGUGGGUCGUGGGAAUGUCUCGCCCGGCCUGCCGGAGUUCGAUGAAAGAUUGCCCGCCCAGUCGGCUGUCGCAAACCUCAUGGAGAAGUUUAAAAUGGAGCACGCCCCAGCCCCACUGCCACCGAUCUCGCCAGCGCUUCUAGGCUUCGUGACGCGGGUCACAGGUCUUGACCUGCAGGACACGAAGCAAACUCUGAAAUUCAGUGACAUCGUAACAGGAGAGAAAAUUACUGUGAGGACUAGAGGUCUCAUGCCUGCAACCUCCACGUGUCUGACAUUUCAUGUCGAAAGCGCGGAUCGGCGGCACCACUUUGCCUUUCGCGUCCGGGUGGCCGAAGGGGGGACCCCAGGUGUUGAAAAAAUGGAAAAUGAGGUCGCAGCCUUUGAGGAUUCCCUGAGGCUUCUUCGUCGUAAAAUGUCUCUGGAGUGCUUCUUUUCCUCAGGGCGACUACUCACGCCUCUCAGAACUCUCUCUUUAAGGCAUGUGGAAAACAAGCUUAUUCAGCAAGGCGAGUUUUCUCUUCUCAAUGAGUUUCACGUGGUUGCGAAGACAGAGGGCACGCUGGAGGACCUGCUCAGAGUUCUAGAGGCAGACGCCGAAUCAGACAGGGCCAGGUUCAGUAUUACUGCGCAGAUCACUUCGAUUCUUGACUUCCUUCACGGUGCAGGGAAGGGGCAGCCAGAGCUCCAUCCGAAGAUGUUUCUGAUUCACGAGUCGGGCGCCAUUGUGCUUGAUUUCGACAUCGUUCUUCAGGAAGGCAACGAUUUCCCGAAAACGCCGUUCGGGAACCCUGUCUGGAUGGCUCCCGAGGUGUUACAGCUUUGGACGGGACAACACUCAAGCAUUCGGUAUGAUGCGACAGUUGACGCUUGGCCUACUGGUCUCAUCUUGUAUAAGCUGUGGUGUGGAACUCUGCCGUUCGGGCUAGACGACAGCAAACCGCUGGACAAUCUUUUGGCGGUAAUGCAAGAUGCGCUUGUUCGCAUUAACAGCUCCGAACUGAGUUUUGAUGGUUGUCCCCCCAUUCCUCGAGUUAUUCAGGGUCUGAUACAAGGACUUUUGAGGAAGGGAUGGGACAGGCUCAAACCUGGGUACCUGAUUCGAAAGACUGCGGUAUUGAGAACUGCUACGCCAGACGAGAUCGCUUCAAUUUUGUCUGAUAGGUGA